Molecule: messenger RNA, 561 nt
Organism: Aspergillus affinis
Lineage: Eukaryota; Fungi; Ascomycota; Eurotiomycetes; Eurotiales; Aspergillaceae
Exons: 2
Coding region: 1-561 (186 amino acids)
Biological process (GO): transmembrane transport; carbohydrate transport
Cellular component (GO): membrane
Molecular function (GO): carbohydrate:proton symporter activity
Source: RefSeq, a predicted model, not a curated record
AUGGCAUUCGCUGGUCUCACAGGUUCAGCCCUGGCCACAGCUCGCAUUUUUUGUAUCGUUGUUCCCGCAUUCCUGUUAUUCGGUUACAAUCAGUCUAAUAUGGGUGGAGUUCUGGAUUAUGAUUCUUUUGUGAAACACUUCCCAGCUAUUGGCGCUGUGAGUACAGAGGGUACCACCAAGGCUACUAAUGCUAGGGUUCAGGGAACUGUGACCUCUAUCUAUACUCUUGGCUGUCUUUUCGGUGCCCUCGGAGUAGCCCCAAUUGGAAACCGGCUUGGGCGGCGUCAAACCCUGAUCAUCGCCUCCGCCGUGGCUACAAUCGGCCUCGUCAUUCAAUGCACCUCCUUUCGCCUCCCUCAACUCAUCGUCGGUCGCAUUUUAUCCGGUAUUGGAAAUGGGGGCGUCAAUACAAUCGUUCCGGUCUGGCAAAGCGAGUGUACAAAGGUGAAAAGCCGUGGGAAGAGCGUGGUCAUCAUUGGGAUCUUCAUUGCAACGGGAAUUGCAUUAGCCGGCUGGGUCAAUUAUGGCCUUUCAUCCAGCUCGGAUCGUGAAAUUGCCUAG